Messenger RNA from Aspergillus eucalypticola CBS 122712, 1581 nucleotides. RefSeq lists its product as uncharacterized. The record is from RefSeq and is a predicted model, not a curated record. Gene Ontology annotation, cellular component: fungal-type vacuole membrane. The coding region runs from base 272 to 1255 and encodes 327 amino acids. NCBI's taxonomy places the organism in Eukaryota, Fungi, Ascomycota, Eurotiomycetes, Eurotiales, Aspergillaceae. The transcript has 4 exons.
UGUCGCACCAUGGUGACCGAAUAUAUAGCACUCCCCCUGGUACCCGCCAGUCCGUUGCUGACCUCAUUGCAGCUUGUCUACUUCAAUCAAGUCUCUUAAGUCCUCGGAUCUGUCUCUGCGUAGAGACAAUCCUUGUGCUAGCCAUCCCACAUUCCUCGGUCCGGUCCUCACGGAAGGAGAAGCCCCCGCCAUUGUCACACCGACAUCAUCGGUACAUUGUGUCUGAGGAGAGGUUCAGUACGACCUGGAAUAGCGGCCCAUUAUAACCAAGAUGGCCGGUGACAGCAAGCCUGAAGUGAUCGAAAGUGCUAACGUGGCCGCGGCCACGGCCAAGCCCAGCUUUGGGGCUCGCGUGGCUAGGCACUUCAAGCGAUGGUGGUGGGUGUACAUCAUCGCCUUGAUCGUGAUUGUUCUUGUAGUGGUGCUUCCUGUAGUCUAUGUCGCAUACCCCAAGGAGGCUCAACACAUCGUCAAUGACUCCAACCUGACUGUCACAUCGAUGAUCAUCAGUGACCCCUCAUCUUCAUCCUUCGACCUCCACCAACUACAGGUCAUUGGAUCCAACAGCUCUUUUCACCCGACCUUCUACUCCUUCUCGGCAGCCAUCAGCCUGCUGGGAUCCGCCGUCUUCACUCACGUUCAGGUUCCCCCGUUCAACGGCCACAAUGGCGUUGUCAUCGAUGUCAACCAGCGUGCGAACCUGACCAACGAGACGGCAUUCGCCGAGUUCUGCAAGGCCGCCAUCAUGAACGAGCAGUUCCCUCUCAACGUCUACGGCAAGCCCCAGCUAAAAGAGGGAAGUCUUCCCAAGACCACUGUGACCUACAACAAGACCGCCAUGGUGACAGGCCUCAACAAGCUCUCCGGCUUUGACCUCGUGGACAUGUCAAUUGGAACCAACAACACAGACGGCACCAACGCCAAAGGAACCGUCUACAUCCCCAACCCCUCCGACAUCAGCAUCGCCGUGGGCAACCUAACCCUCAACCUGGAGGUCAACAACACCGGCAUCGGUCAGGCCUUCAUCUACGACCUCACGAUCAACCCAGGCAACAACACCGUCCCCAUGACCGCCAACGUCAGCACCCUCACCGUCGCCAGCAUGCUAGGCAACUACCCGGACUACAUGAUCCCCAUCGACAUCACCGGCAACUCAAGCAUCUACAACAACCAGCCGCUCCUCUACAUCGAAGCGGCGCUGGCAUCGCUCAAACUGCAGGUUCAAUUGAACGUGACGCAGGCAUUGGGCGGUUAAUUCAGCCAGUUAGUUCUUGCCUUUAAAUAGAGGGUCUGUAUUUUUGCUUUUACGGACUGAUGGAUCUUGUAUCCUCUCUUGUUGGGGAUAAAAAAUGAGACAUGUGUGUUAUGUGGAGGGUUGAUGGUUUGUUUUCUGUUUAUAUAUGGCCUAUUUACUGCUUACGAUGAUGUUGUGAUUCCCAUGUUGCCUUGGAUGGAUGGAUGGAUGAAUGGAUAGAGGGAUGAGAGCUGGACUUGUGUCAUCGUUGGUUUGGACUGAGCUAGGUAGGUAAUUGUCACUUAGUAUAGUAUAGUAUAGUAUAGUUAGUAUAUGUAAUAAUCUAU